CCUGCCGGGGGGAAGAGCUCAUAGCUUUUCCAGGCCUGGAGAGAGGCAAACCCCUGUCUUUACCUUCCUGGGGGUACCGAGAGCCAAUUGGUUCAGCCGCUGACCCUAUGGAGCUGGUCAUGGCCCAGAGGCCUGAAGCCAACUGCACUUAAAGAAUGUCUCGCUACUGAGAAAGCUCCAGGCUGCCCUCCUCCCCGGCCCCGCGGGUCCCCCUGCCUGUUACCCUGUCCAGGUCCCAGAGCCCGUGUAUGGCACCCCUGAGACAACACUGACGCUCCUUACGGUACACCAAGCCCAAAGGCUCCAAGGUGCUCAGGCCAGCUGCCUGGACAGGACUGAUGCCUGAUUGCCCACGGAUAUCAGGUACUGGUCCCCAAGAUCUGUAAACAAGGUCAAACACUCCUGCCCCUGAAGAGAUGGGACGGAAAAAGAAAAAGGUCGCCGAGAGCCCAGAGGAGCCCCUGAACACCGUCCAGAGCAUGGAACCCAUCACCAGCCACCUGUCCCCCUCUAAUAAGGAGACCAUCAUGGUUACUCUCCACGGGGCCACCCACCUACCCACCUGCAAGGAUGGCUCUGAGCCGUGGCCCUACGUGGUCGUGAAAACCACAUCGGAGGACACGAAGAACCAGAAUGCUAAGGCAGUCACAUCUGUGACCUCAGAGCCCACCACAGCCCCCAUCUGGGGGGACACGGUCAAAGUGGAGCUGCAAGCUGAGGAUGCGGGGCGAGAAGAUGUGAUCCUCAAGGUGGUAGACAAUAAAAAGAAAGAGGAACUGUUGUCCUACCAAAUCCCCAUCAAGUACCUACGUGUCUUCCACCCCUACCACUUUGAGCUGGUGAAGGCCGCCCAGUCCGGAAAAGCUGAGGAAGCCACUGCCAAGACCCACCUGUAUGCGACCGUCGUUCGGAAGGGCAGCUUCUUCCCCCGCUACAUCGGCAGCAACCACACAGCUCUGGAGGUCUUUCUCCGGGGAGUCAAUGAGCCCCUGGUCAACAACCGUGACCCCAUGGUGGUCAUUGCCAGGGUGGUUCCCAACUACAAUGAUUUUAAGGUCAACCAGAUAAAGCAGGACGAAGCUUCCGUGGGGCUGCCCAUCACCCGCCUCUCCUUCCCUAACCCAUCCAUGAUGCGCUUCGACGUUCCUCGGGGCAGCCAGAACGGGUGCCCUCAGCUGUCCAAGCCUGGGGGACCCCCUGAGCUGCCCUCGUGGAAUCAGUCCUUCCUCUUCCAAGGUCGAGAUGGAGCCACCAACUUCUCAGAAGACACAGCCCUGGUGCUGGAAUACUACUCCUCGACUUCCAUGAAAGGCGGUGAGCCCUGGACCCUCAGCAAGCCCCUGGGCGUCUCCGUGUUGCCACUGAAGAGCCGUUUGUACCGCAAGAUGCUGGCAGGGAAAGGUCUGAGUGGGCUUCGUGUGGAGAGGCUCCCCAUCACUGACACCAAGCUGAAAACCAUAAAUGGUGAGGCCCCCACAGUGGAUAUCUCCUUCCAGCUGCUUUCCUCUGAGAAUCCAGAAAACUUCUUGACGCCAAACAACAGCCAAGUUCUUCCCAUCCUAGACCCCAAGAUCUUAGAUGAAAAGCUGGGUACCAUCCGUGAAUCCUGGUCCAAGGCCACGGUGAGCUCUACAAUGGAAUCCAGCACAUCUACCGCUCAGGAAGCAGAGGAAGAGCCUCAGUCACCCAAGAUGCCCCAUGAGAUGGAGUUGAACAACUACCGGCGGGCCAUGCAGAAGAUGGCAGAGGACAUCCUGUCCCUGCGGAAACAGACCAGCAUGCUGGAGGCCGAGAACCGCAUGCUGAGGAGCCAGCUGACCCAAGAGGAGGGGGAAGAGGAGCAGGACAACAGCAACGCCCAGAAGCUGGAUGAGGUGUCCAUGAAGCAGAAACUGGUGCUGAGUGAGCUGGACAUGAAGAAAUUGAGGGACAAAGUGCAGUAUUUGCAGAAUGAGCUGAUUCGAAAGAAUGAUCGAGAGAAGGAGCUGCUCCUCCUGCACCAGGCUCAGCAGCCACAGGCCACGCUGCUGAAACGGUACCAGGACAAGCUGCAGAAGAUGAAGGCGCUGGAGGAGACCGUGCGGCACCAGGAGAAGGUGAUCGAGAGGAUGGAGCGGGUGCUGGAGGACAAGCUGCGGGAUUGGAGGGAGCCCCUGCUAAACAGGCCUCAGGGAAAGCCUCCCAUGGCCUUCCCCGUGCUCCCAGCCUCCGGCCUUCCGCUGGGGACCGCAGGAGAGCCCCUGCCUGCCGACCUGUACUCAGCCUUGCUGGCAGAGAACUCCCGGCUGCGGGCAGAGCUGGAGAAGAACCGCCACCAGCCGGCCCCCAUCAUCCUGCAGCAGCAGGCCCUGCCGGAGGACCCCGGGGAGUUGGGAACAGGAGGAGACCUGGCAGAGAGACUGCAAGAGACAGAUGGCCCAGGCCACUCCAAGGGCACAGAGACCUUGCCCGCACAGGAUCUCCUUGCCAGCACUUCGGACAAGUUCAGCCUUCUGGCCAAGCUAGAACGAGCUCAGAGCCGGAUCCUGUCCCUGGAGAGCCAGUUAGAGGACUCGGCUCGACGCUGGGGACGAGAGAAGCAGGACUUGGCCACACGGCUGCAGGAGCAGGAGUACGGCUUGGGGCACCCCUCAAACUCCAUCAUCACUGAUCUGCCCAACUCCCUGGCCCACACCAAGGACCACAGACGACCCUUGAAGCUGGACCCCUUGAUGCCCAGCUCAGACACUAAGCUCAACAAGCCUUCAAACUCCCAGAACACCUGAGUCUUGGCUGAUCUGAGUAGCUGGAGCAGGCCUCCCUCCCUGUGCACUGGAGAGUCUCGUUCCACCCCCCAAAUGACAGUAUUAAAUGGUGUAGGCCAGUGAGCCUUCGCCUCUUUCCUGGAGUAGGGCAGCCUAGGGAGCCCGGCUUCCUCCGUCCAGGUCCCACUCUGAGCCCGGACCCUCUGCUACGGCCCUAUAGCCGCCUGCCUAUCCCAGAAGCUACUAUCUUGGGAGAGCCAAAGGCCCUGGAGGAUCGAGGAGGGUGGGAAGAGAAGAGGCCUCCCAAAGUAAGAGCCCUUCCAGACCUCCAGAGGAAAUGAGACCACCAGAGGCCAGCUCCACUGGGAAAUGUGAGGGAGGCUGCGACUUUCCACUUGCCCCCAAACAUCUCAUAUCUGAAAUCCCUUCUUUCAAGUUUGAUUUAUCUGUUUCCUGGGAAGGGGAAGACUUAAAGCCUGCCUGUGGCAAUCAA
This is a messenger RNA of Canis lupus familiaris (dog), 3237 nucleotides long. RefSeq names its product coiled-coil domain containing 33 (gene CCDC33). Lineage: Eukaryota; Metazoa; Chordata; Mammalia; Carnivora; Canidae. Bases 417 to 2765 code for a protein of 782 amino acids. The record is from RefSeq and is a predicted model, not a curated record. Gene Ontology annotation, cellular component: peroxisome. The transcript has 20 exons.